This is a messenger RNA of Sordaria macrospora k-hell, 774 nucleotides long. RefSeq lists its product as uncharacterized. NCBI's taxonomy places the organism in Eukaryota, Fungi, Ascomycota, Sordariomycetes, Sordariales, Sordariaceae. The record is from RefSeq and is a predicted model, not a curated record. Gene Ontology annotation, cellular component: endoplasmic reticulum palmitoyltransferase complex. Gene Ontology annotation, biological process: peptidyl-L-cysteine S-palmitoylation; protein targeting to membrane.
AUGGCUCACAUGGAAAAUGAGCAGGAUGCGGGAGAAAGGGCCGGAUUUUCUCCAGACCUGGAACGAGGACCAGAUGUGAUGGACGCCCGGCAGUCGAUGAGUUCACGGAUAUCCGGCAUUGGUUCUGCCAUUUCCUCGGACGACUCUGACAUUUUGGGAGAUCCUGAUCAGCAACCAGACGCCGGCGACGAAUGGGGACCGCAACACGCUUGCUACCCGCACCUCAACCCCCAUGUUCCCUUGGACUCUCCGGAAUACAUCAACACGCGAAUCAUUCGAGUCCGUCGGGACUGGCUUUUGGAGGGUGACCUGGCCCCUACGUUCUCAAACCUGUACCCGGAAAUCUUGGAGCCGGCAGGGUUAUCAGAGCAAGAGUUCCGGCGCGUGAUCCAAAAGUUGAACUCGGAGCUUGUGCCGAUAUUUAGUCCGUACAACUGGCGCAACAUCUUGGACGGCGUUCUGGGUCUUGCCACAGGUUGGCUAUGGGAAGACUUUGGUUUCACAGGUGUUAAGGGACGGCUGCAGAAUCUCGAGAACUGGAUUGAGCAGUGGAACAAGGAGAUGGAGAAGACGGUGGGUAGUGAAGAUGGCACGAUACCACCGAAAAUCGUGCCGCUCAAGAGGACCGGUUAUAUGACACUGGACAUCCAAAUACCGGAUCCCGAGAUUGCCCCUGCACCACCUACACCGGGAGCAUCUCGUGGGACUGACGGGGCUGUACAUGCUGAGCCUACAGAGCCCCCGCAACAUCCACCCGCUGUUACUGUUUUAUAA